This is a messenger RNA of Cephus cinctus (wheat stem sawfly), 2632 nucleotides long. RefSeq names its product probable serine/threonine-protein kinase DDB_G0268078. Gene Ontology annotation, cellular component: nucleus; cytoplasm. The transcript is spliced from 11 exons. The record is from RefSeq and is a predicted model, not a curated record. Gene Ontology annotation, biological process: protein phosphorylation; intracellular signal transduction. Bases 677 to 2596 code for a protein of 639 amino acids. Gene Ontology annotation, molecular function: protein serine/threonine kinase activity; ATP binding. NCBI's taxonomy places the organism in Eukaryota, Metazoa, Arthropoda, Insecta, Hymenoptera, Cephidae.
ACAUUAGUUAAUUGGUAAUUAAUAUACGCUGUGGCAACUCACAACACGCGUAAUAUAAUAUAAUAACUGUUCUAUGGACUAGCUUAUGCUCAACAAAUAAAUUGUACACUUGGAAUUGAAAUUACAUUUGGAGCAUUAGCUUUUCAUUGUUGCGCGCAGCCACAAUAUUUGCAAUCUUUUAUUUUAGUAAAUAAUAAAUACAUUUUUUUUUAUCAAUUAAAGUUGCUAACGACUAGUGAUCUUAUUUUGUAGAAUUUAUUAAGCAUGUAAAAUAGAAAAAGUAUGAGAUAAAUGGAACAUAAUUAUUGGUCAAUUCGAUUCAUUUCAUAUAAUAAAUUCAAUGUUUUCCCUUUAUUAUUUCUUUCCUAUGAAGAAAUUUCAUAUAAACUUUUGAUAUCGUUUCCCCUGAUUUUCAAGACAUCACAGUUAAUAAUGUGUAAGGAUUCACUUUAGUUUGCUCUAAGUACGUUCGAAAUACGUUUUACUGUACUUGACACAUUACUACCGAGUUGUUACUGUUUAUGUAUCCAUGGAUAACAACCAAAUAUCUUUUGUAUGCAGUAUAUAUCUGUCAAUGUAUGUAUCAAAUCAAAAUCAAUUUUCGAAAAUGAUCCUUCGACGUAAGGAUGUCGAAUUAGUUCGAAAAACCUGGAGAUUAAUGUUUUGAGUUUGCGUGAUGUCUACGAUUUUUUUGAAAAAGUACAAGGUACUACAAAAAAUUGGUGAAGGAUCCUUCUCAGAAGUAGUGAAAUGUCAGGAUCGAGAGAGCGGAAUACUCUACGCGGCGAAACGACUGAAAAAAAUUUACCAGAACAUGAAUGAAGUCUUAGAAAGUACGGAGGUAAUAGCAAUGAGAAAGAUCAGUCGGCAUCCAAAUAUCCUAUACAUGGUUGAAUCCCACUGUGACCCCUUACCAGGGAAAGUCACGCUAAUAUUCGAAUUGAUGGACAUGAGUCUCUAUGAUAUGAUGAAAGCAAGAAAAGGACGUAUCAUUCUAGAACAAAAAGUCAAGAUAUAUCUGUACCAAUUACUUAAGGGACUUGAGCACUUACACAGACAUGGAAUCUUUCAUCGUGAUAUUAAGCCUGAAAAUAUUUUACUGAAGGGCGAUGUAGUAAAACUCGCAGAUCUUGGCUCCAUUUGUGGAAUUUACAGUAGGCCACCGUAUACUGAAUACAUAUCAACCAGAUGGUAUCGUUCACCAGAAUGUCUUUUAACCACUGGUUUCUACGGUCCCAAAAUGGAUGUCUGGGCAACUGGUUGCGUUUUCUAUGAAUUACUGACUCUAAAGCCACUGUUUCCUGGUGCAAAUGAGGUAGAUCAAAUAACAAAAAUUCAUGCUAUCUUAGGCACACCUCACUCAAGAGUAGUUGCAAAAUUUCGCAGGCACAAAUCCAGAAACUGCGAAUACUUCUUUCCAAGCAAAGCAGGUUCCGGUGUUUGUAAUUUAUUGCCACAAGCUUCUGAAACAGGCAGAGACAUUCUUAAGCUGAUGUUAAUAUAUGAUCCUGAGAACAGAAGUAACGUGAAGAGACUCCUGGAUCAUAGAUACUUCAGUGACUUGCGAGAAAACGAGUCAACAAGGCAGUUAAAUACUGUGACAAUAUCAAACUCAUCUCAUGAUCCUCAUCAAUGGCGAAAUCCAGUUCUUUUGAGUUACAUAACGUCGGAACGUCGUCGCAAAACAAAAGUAAGCUUUACAAUUUUCUGUAUAAUUUGUGUCUUACAAAUAAUAUUCUUGUUACAGCCAUUAUUCAUUCAAAAACCAAAACCUCGUAGCAAUAUGACCAAAACGCCAAGAGCUGUGGCAUCCAGUCCUAAUGCUAUGCCCAAUCUGUUGAAUAAAUUAAGUUCAUCAAAAAUGACUUGGUCAGAUAAAAGCAAUGUGACUAUCGCUGAUGAUUCUAAAAGAUUGGAAGAAACAUGGGUAGCUGGAAAUGUAUAUUCCUCAAGGAAAUUACUUGGUUUGUUAAAAAUUGCUGAUACGAAUGCAAAGAAUGAUUUAUAUGAAGUAUCCGAUGGCUCGAAUUUGAAGUUACCAACUGUAAAAUAUAGUAGUAAUACCAUUGCUUCUAAAGGAAGUGGUACGAGUACACCGAGAUCAAAAAGUUUUUUAGUUAAAAAUGAUUUCUCUAAUUAUGGUAGUCAGUAUAAUUUUGGUGGAUUGGAUAUGAUGGAUCAUGGCUGCGAAGAUAGAGUGCACAGUAGUGAUCAUAGAACUAUUAAUGAGGAAUAUCAUUCUUAUAAGAGUUUUCUGCCAUAUAUUGUUCCUCAUAAAUUUGAUGGACGUUAUUACGGUUUUCCUGUUGGUCCAACUGGAUCAGCACCAAAUCAAAAUUAUAAUGCGAAGCCAUUUACAUACAGUGACAGUCAUCGAAGAACAAGACUGGCUACUAUUAUUGAACAACCGUCACCUGAUAUCAAUUCCAGAAAAAUAUCAGGUCAGAUAAAAUCACCAAAUACAAAAAGUCCAGCCAAAAAGAUAGCUAAACACGAUAUCUCAAGCAGUCCUAACGUACGUACGGUACUGCCAAAGAAACUUAAAUCUAGUCCUAGAAAAAUAUACGACAAGCGUAUCAGGCAUGAUACUAAAUAAGAAUAAAACAUUUCAUCAGACUAAUAAUUGAUAGUU